GAAUCAAAAUCUAUCAUUUCCGUUCGCAGAGGUAGUCGGAGACUGAGAGAAUCAUCUGAGAUCGGAAAACGAUAUACCUAACAGCUUUCAUUAUGUGGAGGAGAAUCCUUUCAUCGCAUCUUAAAUCCAUCGCCGCCGUUGGAUCCUGCGCGGCUCCUUCGUGCAGACACGCCUUGGCCGAGUCCACUCACCUCUCUCUCUCGACUCGUGCCUCCUCCAUUCCCGCCUAUUCCUCGAUUUUAUCUCGUCAAAUCGGCUCCGCUGCUGCGGAUAGUGCUGUGAAGAAGCGUGUUGAAGAUGUGAUGCCUAUUGCAACUGGGCACGAGAAAGAGGAACUACAAGCUGAAUUAGAGGGAAGGAAGCUGGACGAUAUAGACUUUCCCGAAGGGCCUUUUGGAACAAAGGAAGCUCCUGCUGUUGUCAAAUCCUACUACGACAUGAGAAUAGUAGGUUGCCCUGGUGGUGAAGGAGAGGAUGAGCAUGAUGUUGUCUGGUUCUGGCUGGAGAAAGGCAAGCAUUUUGAAUGCCCUGUGUGUACACAGUAUUUUAAGCUUGAGGUGGUCGGCCCUGGAGGACCUCCUGACGGACAUGGCGAUGAUCAUCACUGAUCCAAAGGAAACAGUCUAAUGUAAUAAGAAAGAGUGUGGCUUCUGGAUAACGUGAAGCUUCGUUUUGUUUUUGUUUAAAUCUCACGCUCCCUGCUUUGCUUUUUUACUAAUUUGGCUUCAGCAAUUGGUUUUAAACACGAAAAAUAGAUGUCCAUCUUGAGGCUCUCGUCGGCUUGACUUUUUUUGUUUUUUUGUUUUGCCAAAUAAUUGAGAGAUGCUACUACUACUACUACAGUCAUUCUUUCUUCUUAUGCUCUUGAUCUUUCUCAGUUA
Messenger RNA from Camelina sativa (false flax), 881 nucleotides. RefSeq names its product cytochrome c oxidase subunit 5b-2, mitochondrial. Gene Ontology annotation, cellular component: mitochondrial envelope; respiratory chain complex IV. Gene Ontology annotation, biological process: mitochondrial electron transport, cytochrome c to oxygen. The record is from RefSeq and is a predicted model, not a curated record. Lineage: Eukaryota; Viridiplantae; Streptophyta; Magnoliopsida; Brassicales; Brassicaceae.